UUGGUUUGAAAUAAAAUAUAAUAACCAUGGAAAAAGAAGGAUCAACCAAACUCACAUCUGAAACUUUUGUGGCCAAUAUCUCCGCAUCAUGUGCUAAGGUUAUGGGCAAGGACAUGAAAGUCAAGCUCCAGACUACCAAUGCACAGGAAUUAUACAACCACUUUCAGGUGUUUAAGUCACAGAUAUUAAUUAUGGAUUUCAGACCCAAAGAACAGUUUGAACAAAGUCACUUGGUCGGAAGUAUCAACAUUCCUUCUGAUAAAGUCAAAGAAGCUGACUUUACAAACUUUGACGAAGACUCAUUUUUGGAGAAAUUCUGCACGUCCGAAACCGAGAAAGAGAGAAUAAGGCGCAGGAAGAGACUAUUGGUAGUAUUAAUCGCUUUUGAUAGGAACUGCGACCAAUUACUUUCUCUUAACUCAAGUGUAUUCACUUCCAAAUUCAAGAGAAGGCUCAGUUCAGAUUCCUCAGAAGGUCUUCAACCUUUGAAAAACGCUAUAAUGAUGCAAUCAGUUCUGGUGAAAGAGAGGCACAGGGAUUGCUAUCUCUGCAAAUCAGGUAUGAAUGUCUUCCAGGACAAAUACCCUUUCUUAUGCAAUACUGAUGAGACUCAAACUAAGACAAUAGCUGAUUGCGGGAGAUACCCUAGUGAAAUUUUUGAAGCCUUUCUUUAUCUGAGUAACUGCCUGGUUGCCAAAGAUGCUGAUCUUCUGAAGACUUUGGGAAUCACCCACAUUCUAAAUGUCACCGACAAUGUUCCAAAUUAUUUCGAAGAGAGCAACCCUGACUUAGAGUACUUUAAUAUAGACAUAAAUGAUGUCGAGGAAGCACCAAUUGAAGAAUUUUUUGAAUUUGCUUAUAACAUUAUCAACCAAGUUCUGCUCACCAAUAAUGAAAAGAUCGAAGAAAUCGAUGAAUUUCCAGAUAUCAGUGACCACUACUCAGACGAGUUCGAUACUCAUACUCUGAGAUUGGACACUUCGAGCAAGAUGAUAGAUCUGUGGGAGAAUAGUCCAUUAAAGAGUACUAUCUCUUCUGUGGAUCUAUCCAUCGAAACUGCUCGUCAACAAAACUCAGGAAGUAAGAUUCUUGUCCAUUGUGCUAUGGGCAAGAGCAGAUCUGCUACCAUUGUCAUAAUGUACAUUAUGAAAAAGUUCAAGCUGCCAUUUAAGACUGCCUUUAAACUGGUAUCUCUCAGACGAGAGAAGAUUGAUAUCAAUCCUGGAUUCAUAGAAAAGCUUAAGGAAUUUGAAAAUAACGACUUCAAAUUCGCGACUGAGUCUAGCGACCAGUCGAACGCAAGCACUGAAGCGGGAGAUGCACUUUAAACCAAUCUCUCGCUAAAUUACGUACUUAUUUAUCAAAUUUAUUCGAUGAACCAAUUUC
Moneuplotes crassus is the source of this 1386-nucleotide messenger RNA. The record is from the annotation of a GenBank genome assembly. Lineage: Eukaryota; Ciliophora; Spirotrichea; Euplotida; Euplotidae.